Bufo gargarizans (Asiatic toad) is the source of this 805-nucleotide messenger RNA. RefSeq names its product DTW domain containing 2 (gene DTWD2). The record is from RefSeq and is a predicted model, not a curated record. The transcript is spliced from 6 exons. Lineage: Eukaryota; Metazoa; Chordata; Amphibia; Anura; Bufonidae. Bases 86 to 805 code for a protein of 239 amino acids.
CCGGAAACAGUCACGUGACCGGUGGCGCUGGAACGCAUGAAGUUGGAACGUACUCUUUGGAUCUCUGGAGAAUCUGAAUGGUCUAAUGGCUCUCAACGCUGCACACGGCAGUGAAGAUGUUCUCAGAAGUCCGGCAUUAUCCUAUUGUGAGCAGCCUUGUGCUGAUGCACUUGACAGCUCCCUUGUACUUGACUCCGUCCACGAGUCUCAGGAGCCGUCGCCGGAACGUACACAAAGAGAGAUUUCCACCCUGACGCAGGAAAAUGCGUUUGGCGAUUUGUACAGUGCAGACGAGGCUUUAUCAGAUGAUGAAGGAGCGUUUCGAGGGCUGUCUGCCCUUCCUGUGGAGAACAGUGCAGUCCGGAGAGCCCUGUGCGCGCGCUGCAGCCGUCCUGAGAAGGUGUGUCUGUGUCCUUUCCUGCCGGCUCAUCCCCUCAGUGUUUCCACAUGUUUAUACAUUGUUCAGCAUCCCGCUGAGGAAAGUAGAGUUCUUCGGACAGUCCCUCUUUUGGCAGCUUGUCUCCCUGAAGACAAAUGUAAAGUCUUAAUUGGUCGGCGUUUUGGAGAAGAAAGGUUUCCAGAGCUAGCAGCCAUUUGCAGGAAACCUGGUACUUUUAUCCUUUAUCCUGGAGCUGAAGCAGCUAAUUUGGAAGAGCUGUCCCUAGAAGACAAUCAUCACCCGCACUCCCUCAUCAUAAUAGAUGGCACAUGGAGCCAGGCCAAAGACAUAUUCUACAAAAAUCCUCUUUUUCGGUUGCCAAAGCAGUUUGAAAAAGACUUUAAAUGGCUGGAACAUAAGAACUAA